Aphidius gifuensis is the source of this 2087-nucleotide messenger RNA. RefSeq names its product ionotropic receptor 75a-like. NCBI's taxonomy places the organism in Eukaryota, Metazoa, Arthropoda, Insecta, Hymenoptera, Braconidae. The record is from RefSeq and is a predicted model, not a curated record. The coding region runs from base 127 to 1914 and encodes 595 amino acids. The transcript is spliced from 8 exons.
GUCAAAUAUUAAAAUAACCACAGUAAUAAAUUUACAAAAAAUUUCUUUGGCGAGUUUAAUGUACAUCAUGUUGUCAUUUUUGCUUGCUGGGACGAAAUAGAUUCGUUCAAAUAUGUACGAAGUAUUAUGGAACUGGGUACAGUCGUUUCCUAUAUUAAAAUUACACCAACACUUCAAAAUAAAAUUGAGGAUAUUCUUCAAGUUAAUUAUUAUCACAUUGGUGUAUUUUUAGAUUUCGACUGUCCAUUCAGCAAUAUUGUUCUUGAAAAGUUUUCCAAUCAACUGGUAUUUAAUGAAUCUUAUAUUUGGCUGCUUCACACGAAAUCCUCAUUACCAAUGGGUGAAUCUCUCCGUAAUUUACCUCUAACAGUGGAAUCAGAAUUAACAAUUGCGAUACGUGACCAAGAUACAUUUAAAAUGUACGAUGUCUACAAUCCAAGUUAUCGUCAUGGAGGGUCUCUAAAUGUCACGUACAGAGGACAAUGGAAUUCAUCAAUUGGCUUGGAAAAUAAAUUGACACAAUACAAGUAUAGUCGACGAGCAAAUUUCAAUCUUUUAACGCUGAAUUUUUCGUGUGCCCUGAUAAAUCCACCAUUACCAAAUUUGCAAACUUACAUGAGCAGCAGAGAUAAUCCUCAUUUUGAUACGAUGACAAGAUAUCACUUCGCAUUGGGACAACAACUUCAAGAUAUGUUUAAUUUCACAAUAAAUUUAAAUGUAGCUAAAACAUGGGGCUACCUUGUAAAUGGUACAUUCAACGGUAUCAUUGGUGAUAUGUUAGCAGGCAAAGUUGACAUAAGUAUUUCACCAUUUCAAUACAAAGCAGAAAGAUUAUCUGUUUGUGAAUUUACGGUUGAAACAUGGGUUGUUAAACCAAACUUUAUUUUCCGUCAUCCAAUUGGUAAUUCACUUGAAAAUCAUUUUCUUCAACCAUUCACCUAUAAAUUAUGGUAUGCAAUAUUGGUGGUUGGAUUUAUUUAUUGGUUACUAUUAUUGGCAUCAUUGAAAGUUGAAAUUUAUUAUGGAAAUUCAAAUGAAUCAUCUGGAAGUUUAGUUACAACACCAGCAUCAGAAACUGGACUCAUCACAAUGACAGCCAUAUCUCAGCAAGGAUUGAGUGAUGGUCCAUCAAUUAUUUCAGGAAGAAUUAUUUUUUUAUCAUUAUUUAUAUGGGGCCUUUUACUUUACCAAUUUUAUUCAGCUAGUAUUGUUGGAUCAUUAUUGGCAGCUCGGCCACGUUGGCUCAAUUCAAUGGACAAUCUUACUGACAGUAGUCUUGAGUGUGCUCUGGAAGAUGUUGCUUAUCAUCGUGAUUAUUUUGCUACAAGUACAAAUCCAAUAGAUUCUAGAUUUUGGAAUGCUAAAAUUAAACCAACAAAAAAACGUCCAAACGGUGGAUAUUAUUCAGCAAUAGAAGGUAUGCAAAAAGUAAAAAAUGGUGGAUUUGCAUUUCAUAUUGAUCCUGCCACAGCAUAUAAAGUGAUAGAGGAUACUUUUGAAGAAGAUGAAAUCUGUGAACUGCAUGAAGUUGAAAUGUUACCUCCCCGAAAAGUAACUCUUGUCACUAGUAAGCACUCACCAUUUAAAAAGAUGAUAAUAUAUGGAUUGAGAAAAAUUGUUGAAACUGGAAUAGCCCACCGUCUUCGUCAAAUAUGGCAUCAUCAAAAACCAAAAUGUCCUGAAAGUUAUAGUUCGAAACCAAGUCCUGUUCCUAUCGAACAAUUUAAUCCAGCAAUUUUUUUACUUAUUAUUGGUAUAAUCAUUGCAUUUUUCAUUAUGUUAUUGGAAAAUAUUUUUUUUUAUUAUCAUACGAGUAAUCUCAAUUUCAAUGAUGAUCAUGAAGUUUCAUCAGCCGACAAUCAGUUGGAUGACAUGAAUGACGAGCAAAUUGAUAUUGAUACAAUUUCAGGUUAAGCUGGCAGCUCUUGAAAACUUAUCGAUCAUUUAUUAUUAUAGUGUUUUUUUGUUUUUCAAUAUGUAAAAUGAAAAAUAAUGUAUUGUAACGAUCACUUUUAUUACGUACAAUUAUCACAAUUUUUCGUUAGAUUUCUUUGAAACAAAAAUUGAACAUUGAAUAAAAGAUACUU